UAAGUGAACUCUACGCAUAGAACUCAAGAAAAUGUUUUUACUUAUGCUUACUUUACUGUCGGUUGUUCUGAUUAUGAUUUAUCUCUUUCUGACAAGGAAUUUCGCGUACUGGCGUACUCGCGGUGUAAAAGGACCGACACCGCUCCCAUUAUUUGGCACAUUUCCUGGCUUAAUUAUGAGGAACCAACAUUUUGCCGACGAUUUAAAUGAUAUUUACAGAAAGUAUAAAGACAGUGAAAGUUAUGUGGGUGUUUUCCUCAUGUGUACUCCACACCUUAUGAUAUUGGAACCACAGCUGGUACAUGAUGUUUUCGUGACUUCCUUUAAGAAUUUUCAUUCUAAUAACGUCGCAGAGUUGAUCGAUAAAAGAAAGGAUCCAUUGAUAGCCAAUAAUCCUUUUAUACUGAGCGGCAAGGAAUGGCGUGAUCAACGAGCGUUAGUUUCACCAGGUCUUACCAUUGCCCGCGUUCGAAGCACUUACUCUACAAUGCAAUCGGUUUCCAGGUCUUGGUGCGCAUACUUGAAAAGUCAGAUUGAUGCGAAACAAGGAUACAGUUUGAAUGGGAAAGAUAUUGCACUGCAUUUUACCUCCGAAAAUAUGGCAAGUUGUGUUCUUGGUAUUGAAGCCAACACCUUUACUAACCGAUUUAUACCAAUUGCGAAAAAUGUGCAAAUGUUAUCCGAAAACAAUACCGUUUUUACUAUUUACACAUUGAUCGCCGGACUGUUCCCAAGCAUAGUAAAUAUCUUUAAAGUCAAAUUUAUUCCAAGAAAAUGUGAGGACUUUUUCAAAAUGUUAAUUGAAGAGGCCUUGAGAAUACGUUCAAGAUGUAAAAUAAAUCGACACGACUUUAUGGAUCAUCUAUUAUCGCUAAAGAAAAGUGGUAUCCUUAACGACCAAGAACUUGCCUCGCAUGCAAUGACAUUCCUCAUAGAUGGCUUGGAUACAUCAGCCACGGUUAUUUCGCACUGCUUAUUUCUAUUAGGACGUCAUCAAACAGCUCAAAAAAAAUUGUUUGAUGAAAUCACUCAGAAUUCUAUAAGUGGCGAAUUAAGCUUCGAUAAAUUAACCGAACUCUCUUAUUUGGAUGCGUGUAUAAACGAAAGUAUUCGAAUUCUGCCGCCUGGUUUGUGGUCAAUCAAAACGUGUUCUGUACCAUACACAUUUACUAAUAAAAAUGGCGAGCGUAUUUCGUUAGCUAUUGGUGACUCCGUGAUCAUACCAAUAUAUGCUCUUCACCACGAUUCCAGUUACUACAAUAAUCCAGAACAAUUUAAACCUGAGCGUUUUCUUAACGAUGAAGGAAAUAUAUUGAAAUCAUUUCGCGAUAUUGGAGUGUUUUUAGGAUUUGGCGAUGGUCCGCGAAUGUGCUUAGGAUAUUAUUUCGCAACUGUUCAAACAAAGGUAGCGAUUGCUUCAAUCGUAUACAACUUUAAAAUAUCUUUAAAUACAAAAACUAAACCCUUUAUUAAACUAGAUCCGAAAGUGUUUCUAGCAAACCAGGAUGGUGGUGUUUGGCUUGAUCUUCAGUGCAGAAAUUAGCUUGUAUAUGUUUUCAAUUGUUUCUCUAAGACUUUCAAAUUUCGGUUGGAUUAUUGGCAAUCAGAUUGCUUGCGUUUUUUCUCAUUGCUUUGUUUUGCGUCUACAAUAAACUGAAUACCUAAAUACUGUUAAUUUGUACGUUAUCUUCUAAUUAUCAGUUAAUAUAGCAACAAAACUAAACACCAAAAAUAUCAGCUAAAUCGGCUAAGAAAUAUAAGGGAAAAUGGUGCCAAAUGCAUAACGCCAUUUAUUUGUCGGUGUCCCAAAGCUGUGCACUUUAUAUUUAUGGUUUAGAAGCAGAGAUGGACGACAAGGAUUACAUUUACCAACCGAAUUUGAUUGCAGGAACCCUCAAAAGUUAAGAAAAGCCAAUUUAAAUUAAUCUAAUUGUUUAUUCAAAUACUUACCUUACGAUUGCAGUAAGCUCGUUCGGUGAACCAUUACAACAAUUGUAAUCCUGUGUUCUUUUUUUUCCUGGUAUAAGAAUUACUAUUAUAUUUAAGUAGUCCCGCUUACUAAAAAUCAUUACA
Anastrepha ludens (Mexican fruit fly) is the source of this 2073-nucleotide messenger RNA. RefSeq names its product probable cytochrome P450 28c1. The record is from RefSeq and is a predicted model, not a curated record. The transcript is spliced from 7 exons. NCBI's taxonomy places the organism in Eukaryota, Metazoa, Arthropoda, Insecta, Diptera, Tephritidae. Bases 32 to 1543 code for a protein of 503 amino acids. Gene Ontology annotation, molecular function: monooxygenase activity; oxidoreductase activity, acting on paired donors, with incorporation or reduction of molecular oxygen; heme binding.